Messenger RNA from Exaiptasia diaphana, 2068 nucleotides. Its product is annotated as beta-1,3-N-acetylglucosaminyltransferase radical fringe. Gene Ontology annotation, cellular component: membrane. Gene Ontology annotation, biological process: regulation of Notch signaling pathway. Gene Ontology annotation, molecular function: O-fucosylpeptide 3-beta-N-acetylglucosaminyltransferase activity. The coding region runs from base 528 to 1766 and encodes 412 amino acids. NCBI's taxonomy places the organism in Eukaryota, Metazoa, Cnidaria, Anthozoa, Actiniaria, Aiptasiidae. The record is from RefSeq and is a predicted model, not a curated record. The transcript has 11 exons.
GAUUGUAUAUACCACCCGUAAAAGGCGCCAAAAUCCUAGUGUUUGAGAGCAUAUCUAGAAUARCUCGGAUCGAGGAGCAUGUACAGAGUGUUUGCAUCUUUUAAGAAGGAUUCAACAGUGUUUUAGUACAAAAUGAUUCAAAAUUACGCAAGUGGAGUCUAGACCGGAGGCAUAUAUCUGUCCUUUGCCGUGGUAACCGAUUAUAUGUUCAGAAGAACGUGUAAGMACACUAUGUAAUGACUUCUCAUUAGAUAGAUUGUUUAGAAUACCACUUACAAAAUGUUUGACUUUAUGACUGAUGAAGGGGCAUUACAAUAUUCCGAUUGAUUGCGGUUUACAAGUUAAAAGUUGGUUUAAUCGUGAUGUUUGCUUGGCGAGUCAUCGAAAGCAAGAUUACAAGAAUGUCGGGAAUMAGUCGUAUAUCAAUUUAACAGCAUGGAUUAUGRAUCACAAGCAUAGACGGUUAUUGAGUGAUGUUUAUUUAAACCUUAGACAUCAAAUCUUCACGGAAUGAUGUUAAUUCUAUAAUGGCGAAUUUACUGCGAAAGAGAUUCCCAUUCGUGUUGAUAUGGCUCAUUCUUAUGGUCAGUUUUAGUCAAUUACUUAUGUUCCUGUUAUUCAAAGAAGCAGAAUCYUCCGUUCCRCGUUACAAAGACUUAUCGAAAGCUAACAUUCAAAAGUUUCCCAGUAAUCGAUUGAAUGAAGAGGAAAUCGCAGGAGGGACAUUCGACAAAAUCAUACACAAAAAAAUUAUUGAAACAAAAUCAAUUAUUGAAACACCUGGUGACCUGUCACGUAAUAAAAUUUUUAUCUCAAGAAAACUGGAAAAGCUCAAAAACUUAAAAGAAACGGAGCAAAAAUUAUUUAUAACCUUCAGAAAACCUGUUAAGACAGCGCAGAAUACUUUCGAYCCGUCAAAAGUUGCAAGUGAUGCGCGGSCAACAGGCCCCGAUGAUAUAWUGAUAUCAGUAAAGACAACAMGACAAUAUCACAACACUAGGCUUGAGGAAAUUAGAAAAACCUGGUGGUCAUUAGCAAAGAGAAAGACUUUCCUGUUCUCUGAUGCACCAGACCCAGCUCUGAACAAGCUGUUUGAUGGGCAUCUUGUCAAUACAAACUGCAAUUUAGGACAUCAAAGAUCGAAUUUGUGUUGCAAAAUGGGAUAUGAAUUGAAUUUCUUCUCGGAGCAUCAWAACAAUUCAAGAUGGUUUUGUCAUUUUGAUGAUGACAACUAUGUUAUUUUUCCUUCAUUAAUCAAACUUUUGCGACAAUACAACCAUUCUAAGCCAGUCUAUUUGGGAAAACCUAGUUUGCAAGAAAAAAUGAAGGUGUGGGAUAGAUAUAAAGGCAAUCAGGAAGUCCAGUUCUGGUUUGGAACAGGAGGGGCAGGUUUUUGUUUGAGUCAAAAGCUAGUAUCUAUGAUGAAGCCAUACUUUAGUGGACAAGCAUUCAUUGAAACCUGUCAACGUAUUGGUGUACCAGAUGACUGUACUAUAGGAUUUAUAAGUGAAUAUCUUCUUGGAGUGCAAUUGACAAAAAUUGAUAGCUUCCACUCUCACCUUGAAGGGCUAGAAAAUAUUCCUGAAAAUGAAUUAAGAAACCAGGUGUCUUUGAGCUAUGGCUAUCUUGGUCAACACCUCAAUCAUGUCAAAAUAAAUGGACGAUUUGAUGAGAAACAAGACCCAAGCAGGUUUAAAUCACUUCAUUGUAACCUGUAUCCACAAACUCCUUGGUGCAAACCUGAUGGAGAAAAGGAUCAGCUAUAAUUUUUUAUUAUUGUAUAUUGAAAUCAUGAAUAACAGAGUAUGUAACAUAACAAAUUGCCAAAAUUCUACAAAAUACUGAUGGUUAGUUGAAGGAGAAAUGGAGUAAAAACCUGGAAAAGUGACUGCAGGCAACUGUUGUUUGACGAAAAAUUUUACUCGAUACUGUUAUAGUCGAGUAAUUUCAUAGAUUGUGCAAAUAAUAAUUUUAUAAAUCAAUAAAUAUUGCAAAUUAUGUAGAUAAAUUUCUACAAAAUUUUACUUAGUUCAAAAUACAUUAAAAGUUAGAAAUUUGUCAAUGUGAA